This is a messenger RNA of Clarias gariepinus (North African catfish), 5636 nucleotides long. RefSeq names its product TAR (HIV-1) RNA binding protein 1 (gene tarbp1). Bases 39 to 4814 code for a protein of 1591 amino acids. The transcript is spliced from 29 exons. Gene Ontology annotation, biological process: tRNA methylation. The record is from RefSeq and is a predicted model, not a curated record. Gene Ontology annotation, molecular function: RNA binding; tRNA (guanine) methyltransferase activity. NCBI's taxonomy places the organism in Eukaryota, Metazoa, Chordata, Actinopteri, Siluriformes, Clariidae.
GUGUAGUGUGUAGACUCACACUGUAUGUGAACUUCACUAUGUCUGAUUUUCUGAUUAAAGUGUUGGUGGCGCAGUGCGGGGAUGUGGAGCGCACGCUGGACGUGUUGUGCUGGCCGAGCUGUGCGUGUCCUGCAGUAGAGAGGGUGGAAGCCCUGAGGCUGUUUAUCCGAGAGCUCGUCCACACAGAGCAGUCAGGGGCGUGUAGUGGCUUUAAUAGCAGGGAAAGUUUUAUUUGUAAACUUCACUCAGUCAUAUGGAACAACUGUGUACCACUUUUAAAACUGAUUCCUAUGGAAAGCAUCAGGUCUCGGGAGGACAGUGUUGCACACAGUGGUGAAAGGAAGGAGAUGCUCCAUGCCACUUGUGCUCUCCUCAUGAUGUGUGUGAGGGAGUGUCAGACUGACACCUUGGACAAACUGUUCAGUUUAGUUUUACCCGCGUUUUCAGGAAAGAGCGACAGAAGUGAAGUUGAUCUCGGUGUGGCUGUUGAGGUUCUGGCAGUACUGCUCUCAGGGUUUCCUUCCAAUACUGCUUUAACUAAGAAAGCUUUGUCCUGUACCCUUGGUAGUGUUAAAGAACUUUCAGACACAUGGGUCUCCAAAAUCACUGUGCGUAUCUGGUGCACAUGCCUUAACUCACUGAGCCCAGAAAUGCAGUCAGACAUCCUGCAUCACCUCUGGGUAGAUCUGCUGGGUUGGUAUGAGCGAGAGCCUUCAGACGUGGUGACAUCACGACUUCUACUGUGCCUUACUGCUCUUUCUGACUUCCUUUUCUCACCGGAUCAAACGGCGUCCAACCCAUUAAUGGCGCACCCUUUCUUCAGAGCGGUCCAAGCUGGACUUGUGCACAAGGACACCGUGUCCCGAAAGAGAGCACUUUAUCUGCUAAACAGAUGUUUGUCCAUGGCAGAGGCACGCAACGCAGAUCUUACUAUGUGUGAGAAAGAUUUUUUCUUUAAAUGGAGGGUAGAGCAAAGAUCAGUGCUACAGGAGUUCUGGAAAGCCUACGCCUUAGUGCUGGAAACUCUUGAGGAAUAUCAGAUCCAUGUGAUUCGACCUGUUCUGAGCCGAAUUGACACGCUUGUCCAAACGACUUCAGCAGGUACUCAAGGUGGUGAACUGAUCCAUCCCUCCUGGUUACUGUGUGUCUAUCAGCGCAUGUUCCACAGUGAGAACAAGGCUGUAAUAAAGGAAGGCGUCAUGCAUCUGUUGGGGCUUCAAAUGCCUAGGGACCCUGCUUUUGCUUUUGCUUUCUCCCAGUUUGUUGUAGGUCCCUUAGUGGAUGUCCUAGCUGAGACCUCGCUGUACCACAGAUCUGCUGAAAACGUUGGAGAAUGUCCAGAAGUAGGUCUGAAACUGCAGAAUUUCAUGGUGAUGUUCUUCAGCAGUUUGCCUGAGGACACUCAAGGAUCGGUGUUGCUGCAGAUUCUUGAACGUUUGAACUCUCGACGGUGGUGUUCUGUUCCCCUGUUAUUCCUUUCUCAGACUCUGUCCUGCUUGUCACCCUGCCCUCUUCUGAAAACAGAUGGGCUCCAUAUACUUAGAGAGGUACUUGGCUGCACUAUGGUAACUCACCAUGUUCUUCUAAGAGGGGCUGUACAAUGCUUUCUGCUUGAGACUGUUCUCCGCCUGUCUGAUGUGUCAGAGGUGUCUCUGGAUGAAGUAUUUGGUUUCCUAUCACAUUUCCGGGCUGAGGAGUCACUCUGUCCAGGCACAAAAAUUUGGGAAAAGGUUUGUGAUUGGUUGAUGGUUAACGAAGAAGCUUUUCAACCAGCUUCAACUUCCACCGGUGUUUUUCCACAAAAUGUCUCAGUGCACAGCUACCACUUAUUAAAAACCUUCUUGACCAUACCAGCUGGUGCAGAGCAGACAGACAGGCUGCCUAUAGAAGGUGAUGCUGAAUUGCUAGCCCGCACCCUCCUUUUUUCUGUAACUCUUGACUGGAGGAGAAGUGAAAAGCAGCGUCCUGGGGACAUGGGACUAGAAGAGCUUUUUGGCCCUCUGCUUGAUGUCCUGCAACGGCUCAACACCAGCGUUUACUUGUCAGUGUGCAAGAUCGAUAAGUGUCUCCAGCUCAUGUUAAGACUUCUGGUGCUUCUGGGCAGAUAUGUAGAGAGGAGUAGGGUGAAAGAAGAUAAGAUGGUGGUUGCCUUGACACAGCUGCUGUUGGGUGUGGCAGAACCAGUUCAAGAGUUCAUACUAAGAAGACUUAGUGGAGAACUACAGGAGUUUUCUGAUAUAGGCAGGGCAAAUCUGUAUCUGUCUCUUCUUCGGGAGAUGAUAAAAACCUACAUUAAAGUCCCAAGCUAUGGCUCCAACUUGCAGAAAAACUAUGUGUCCAGACUCACUAUAAACUGUGUGAGACUCCUUAAAGAGCCAUCUGAACAGAAUCCAUCUAUUGCUGGACAGGUGCAAAAAGCAGUUAGCAUGGCUACGUUAGCCUUGCUAUGUGAGCUGGCUGAUAAGUGUUUGUUUGACUUCCAGUCUGAGGCCAUGAGAUCCCUCUGCUCACUCACUGCCUAUUUCUGUCCAUCUUCACCCACAACUCAGUGCUUUAACCAGUCCUUACUGAAGCCUUCCUCUACAGCAGACGUCUCGGGCUGUCUGUAUGGUGACCCCCUUCUGAGAGACUGGAGCAAAGUGGUGGCUUUCUUCCUCAGAGACCAGUGGACAUGUCUCAGUUUUCUUCAGAAGUUUGCCGAGACCCACAGAGCUGCAGAGGCUUUUCAGGCUGCUGUUGAGGCACUUUCCUUGCUGCCAAGUGAUUUGGUGUUGCCUGUACUGGACUUCAUGUGUGCAGCUUUACCCCAGGUUCUACAUGAAGAGGCUUUAUGUGUGCAAGGAGUAUCUGUGUCCUGGAGACUGGUACAUUCCUUGAAUACAAACGCUCAUGACUUCUGGCCUGUCCUGCGGGCGUUUGUGCGCUUGGCCCUCCACCGCUCCUUCCUCGAGCUGCAGGAUGUUCAAAGCCACAAGAUAACUGGCUGCAUCCAACAGGUUACACGUGAGCUGAUUGAGCUCUCCCAGGCCAAGUUGGGAGUUCUGAAUGUGCUGAUUGAGCACUGUUGCAGCACCUGGCUUCCCUCUGACCCGAACAAAGACGCUGACACUGUUUUACAAAGUGCCUUAAAUCACUUGGACACACUAACUGAAGCCUGCAUCUAUGGGCCGAUCUACAGACGGGAUCAAAGACUGCUUCUGGAGGUUCAAACGUAUGUAGAGCAGCUUGGGGAAGAGCUUGCAGCAAAUGUGGUGAUUAACAGUUGGGUUAGGGAUGAUCAGUUCCCUCGCUUGUGUGUUUUGGCCUUUCUGAGUCAUCUUGACCCAUACAAUAGUCUACAUCAGAGACUAAUGGAAAACCUAGUGCAAUGCUUACUGAAAAAGGAUAAGGACAUAUCAAAGUCAAAAGUGCGUCAUUACUCUAACUCUAUGCAGCACAGAGUAAAGAAUAGGGUGUGGCAAACAUUGUUGUUCCUUCUGCCCAAACUGAGGACGGAGUUUGUGGUAGAGUAUGUGUUUGGCCUGGUUUGUGAGGCAGGUUUUGGCAACAACCAGCCUUCUGUCAAGUACCUGAUUGAGUGGGUCCUGAUCCUGAUCCUCCACCAGAACCCCUCUCAAAUCGAGCGCCUGUGGGUUUGCUUUAAUGUGGAUCAGGAGAAGACCAAGACAAGCAUCUGUACAUUCCUUUCUGUGUUGGUGCACCUGGGCAUCCUGCUCCCAAAACUAGAGGAUAAGGCAAGGCAGUGGCAGAAGGCUGUAGAGGUGAUUUUGCUGUGGUGUUUUAGUCAUAACUUCACUGUCCGUCUGUAUGCAUUGCUGGCACUAAAAAGAGUGUGGGGUUUAGAAGGGGUGAGAUGCCUGGCUGAAAAAGAGCAGUACGGUUCGGGCUCUCUGCAAGGACUUGCAACAGUUGUUGAGGCGUGUUUACAUCAAGCUGAGGUCAUGCAGAAUACUGGAAAUGCCAUAAAAAACUGGUCCAGAAUACAGGAGCAUUUUUUCUUCAGCGCCUUUCAUCCCCUUAAUGAUUAUAGUUUAGAGACAAUUUUCCACACAUUCCCUAUUCUGUCAGAAAUGACAGACGAUGAGUGCAUUCCGAUAUGGAAGUUUGAGAAGCUGGUGGACUUUAAACACCUUUCCUCUCUACCUUUAAAAAACAUAGGCAGAGAGCUGAAGGAGAUUAAACCUGGCGACUGGGUUCAACAGGACAGAGGUGAGUUGGAACAAGAAGAACGCUGGGUAGAUGUGCAAAAAAAGAUUGCCCCUUGGAGUCUGAACGUGGAAGAUGUGGAGCCAGACCUUGUGGUCCAGCAGAGAGGAGCACGUCUGGGCAAACCUACCACUGCCCUCCUGGUGGUCGCCUCGCUUAUUGACAAGCCCACAAAUCUUGGUGGUCUUUGUCGAACUUGUGAAAUCUUUGGAGCCAGUGCUCUUGUGCUUGGUGGCCUACAUCAUGUCGGUGACAAACAAUUUCAAGCCCUGAGUGUGUCUUCUGAGCUGUGGCUUCCUCUGAUGGAGGUGAAGCCCAUGGACCUGGCAGGUUUUCUGCAGCUGAAGCAAAGAGAGGGUUACAGUAUCAUUGGGGUAGAACAGACAGUAAACAGCCAGAGUUUACAAAAUUAUAGGUUUCCAGAGAAGACUCUUCUACUCUUAGGGAAUGAACGAGAGGGUAUUCCUGUUGACCUCCUGCAGUUGUUGGACACAUGUGUGGAGAUUCCUCAGCAGGGAGUGACACGUUCUCUGAACGUGCAUGUGAGCGCCGCCCUACUGGUGUGGGAAUACACCAGACAGCACUUGGGUCCUGACCAAUUCGCUUAAAUACUCUGAAUUAAAAUUGCCCCUUUAUGCUAAGGUUUCAGUAUUGAAACACACAACUGAAAAAGAAAUUAUUAAUGUCAGAUAGUAAGUAAGUGCUUUGAAGUUCUGAGAAUUGUAUGUGCCUCAUUAAACAGCCCCAAAGUGGGAAAUGUCGAAUUUUGUAUUUAAAUAGAAUUAGAAUUGAUUAUAUUUAUUGGUUUAAGGUUGAAUAAAUACAGCUUUUUUACAGUAACUCAUCCAAAAAAAGCUGUCAUCUUUGGUCUUUUUAUCCUGAGAGAAUAUUAGGAGAAUAAGAGGUGAAUGAUUCCAAAAAGAAUUAUGACAAUGUUUCAGUCUUAAGAUCUAAAUGUUUUUAAAAGUUUAUAUUAAAGCUAUGACAUCACACAAGAAAAUAGGUGCUAAAAACAUACAAAUGUUUUGAAAAAAAAAAGUUUUAAAUAAGACACCUAAAACACUGACCUGACUGUGGGAAAUGAAACAUCUGAGUCGCUAGCCUGCUGAAAGACCCUGGCAGACAUAUUUACUUAGCUUGUGUAAUUUUGCCGUUUGCUAAUUCGGUUUCUUAAGUGUUUGAUUUUCCACCUUUGUCAGCUAAAGAAAUGCAUUCAUGUACACAUAGUGUUUCUCCCGCCCCUCUCUUUACACACACCUGCUGCCUCCACUCGCUUCACAGAAAAGAAAAAGCUCUUGCUGACACACAAUUCCAAUUUUAUUGCCAACAGUGAAUUUUAUGUAGAUUUUAUUAUUUCUGGUUAUUGCUAAAUGGCAACAUUUUGUUUAAAACAAACACAGAGCGAUUUGGAGUAGAUCUUGUUUUAAUUA